AUGACGACGGCCUACGAGAUCCAGCCCACGCCGGCGGUCAAGCCUGUCGCUCCCGACGGCAUGCAGGUCGACGCCAACAACCUCGUCGUCGGUCAGUGGAAGGCCGGGAUCUGUGGCUGCUUUACGGACUGCGUGCCCAACUGCUGCAUGGCCUACUGGUGCCCGUGCGUCUCGCUUGCGCAGAUCGGACACCGCAUCGGCCUCGGCUCGUACAUGAUGGGCCUCUUCGUCUUUGGCCUUGUGUACCUCACGGCGUCCAUCACGUCGGUGGUUGCGGGGCAGUACUCGACGUACACGAGUCAAGGCAACGUCUACGACAGCGACAACCGCGGCUGGGCGAUUGUCUCGAGCAGUGCUAGCUUUGCAUGCGGCAUUUGUGUCAUGAUUGUGCGCAACAUUGUCCGCGACAAGCUCCGGAUUCCGGGCAACUGCCUCGUUGACUGUCUCUGCGGCUUCUUUUGCAACUGCUGCGCGAUCGCGCAAAUGGCGACGCAAGUCAACGCGUACGACAAGGGCACGUGCGCGUUCGGGCCCAAGGAUACGCUGCCGGGCUACAUGGUCUAA
Saprolegnia parasitica CBS 223.65 is the source of this 564-nucleotide messenger RNA. RefSeq lists its product as hypothetical. Bases 1 to 564 code for a protein of 187 amino acids. The transcript has a single exon. The record is from RefSeq and is a predicted model, not a curated record. Lineage: Eukaryota; Oomycota; Saprolegniomycetes; Saprolegniales; Saprolegniaceae.